AUGGCGUCGCCGAAAAGUAGUGACUGGAUUUACGAGAAAGCUACGCUUCUGCUGAAGAGCGUGUUUGGCUUCAGUGAGUUCCGACCCGGUCAAUUGGAAGCUAUACGAUCAGUGGUACACGGAAACGACACGGUUGUUCGCUUGACGACCAGCGCUGGGAAGUCACUGUGUUACCAGCUACCUCCACUCAUUGCGGGUAGUAAUUUGUGUUGCCUGGUAAUAAGUCCGCUGCGUGCACUGAUGAAUGAUCAGCUACACAGACUUAGACAGUUUGCAACAUGUCCAGUGAUGGUGCUUACAGCAACAGCAACAAAGGCUACCAUUGAUGUCAUAGCUGAGAGAGUUGGGCUUGAUCAUCCCAAAGUUAUCAGAGGAUCCUUAAACAGAUCUAACUUGUUUUUUCUGUUCAUGAAGAAAAAGGCAACAACUGAGUUCAGUUUAAUGCCUAUUAUUGAAGACCUACGACAAGAAAGCAAUGACUUCAAAAAGACGGUUAUCUUUGUUCGAACAAAGGAAUCAGCCACUGCCAUUUGGCAGAUGUUGUCGAAGACUGGGCUUGCAGAAAUACACCAUUCUUCUCUCACCACAGAGAGAAGAAGACAGUCAGAGAGCCAGCUCAAAAAUUCACAGGUCUCGGUAGUUGUUGCUACCAUUGGAUUUGGCAUGGGAAUCGACAUAAAAGACAUCCGAUUGGUAAUCCUCUAUGGGCUACCUGACUCUAUUCCACAGAUGUUCCAGGUAUUUUUUAUCCAUGGUGUGUGA
Messenger RNA from Corticium candelabrum, 762 nucleotides. Its product is annotated as putative ATP-dependent DNA helicase Q1. Gene Ontology annotation, cellular component: chromosome; cytoplasm. Gene Ontology annotation, molecular function: 3'-5' DNA helicase activity; nucleic acid binding; ATP binding. The coding region runs from base 1 to 762 and encodes 253 amino acids. Gene Ontology annotation, biological process: double-strand break repair via homologous recombination. The record is from RefSeq and is a predicted model, not a curated record. Lineage: Eukaryota; Metazoa; Porifera; Homoscleromorpha; Homosclerophorida; Plakinidae. The transcript has 4 exons.